AUGCUUAACGUUCCCUAUGGGGUGGCAGUGAAUGAUCAGGAUGAAAUUGCUGUGACUGAGCUCGGUAAUAACAGGGUUUCAGUGUUUAGUAGUGACGGUACCCACUUAAGAUCCUUUGGUAGGAAGGGUAAGAAUAAUGGUGAGUUCUAUUGCCCUACAGGGAUCGCUUUUGAUAGUCAUGGCAAUAUUGUAGUGGCAGACUGUUAUAACCACAGGGUGCAAGUCUUUGAUCGGAAUGGUAACUUUCUUAGUAUGUUUGGUAAACAAGGAAGUCGUGAUAAUCAGCUUGAAUUCCCUCGAGGUUUAUCAAUGAACGGCAACGGUGAUAUUAUUGUUGCUGAUAAAGGUAACAAAUUAAUCAAGAUAUUCUCUUCUAGUGGGGAGUAUUCACGUAAAUUUGGUGGAGCAUGUUCUUUGCUCACUCCCUAUCACUGUAUUCAACACGGUCAAUAUUUUAUAGUCUCAGAUCGUGGUGAUCAUUCCAUUAAAAUGUUUAAUCUGGAGGGAAAGUUUAUUACUAAAUUUGGAAAACAGGGAAUCAAAGAUCGAGAAUUCAAUGAGCCCCGUUGCUUGUCAGUUACCAAAGAAGGAUUGCUUAUGGUCUGUGAUGAAGAGAAUCACAGAGUUCAGGUACUUGAUCUGAAUGGAAGGUUUGUUACAAACUUUGGAAGUGAAGGUAGUGAGAGAGGAGAGUUUAAGUGGCCAGUGUCGACAGCAACUCUUAGUGAUGGAAGGAUAGUUGUGUGUGAUAAGGAGAACAACCGAAUCCAGGUUUUUGACCAGUUAUAA
This is a messenger RNA of Porites lobata, 789 nucleotides long. The record is from the annotation of a GenBank genome assembly. Lineage: Eukaryota; Metazoa; Cnidaria; Anthozoa; Scleractinia; Poritidae.